Molecule: messenger RNA, 1252 nt
Organism: Cuscuta campestris
Lineage: Eukaryota; Viridiplantae; Streptophyta; Magnoliopsida; Solanales; Convolvulaceae
Source: the annotation of a GenBank genome assembly
GUUCAACUCAAAAGCUUAUAUAGGGGAUUCCAAUGGAGAUUGCCACCCGCACAGGACGAGGAGGAAGAAGAAUCAGUGAUGGGAAGCAGCAGCGGCAGCAGGAGGAGAGUAGUAGUUAGAUAUGUCGGCGGCGUUGACCUAAGCUUCUUAAGGAAUGAUCCCUCCAUUGCAUGUGGGGUCCUGGUUGUGCUGGAUUUGCAGACCCUUCAAGUUGUCUAUGAAGAUUACUCCCUUGUUCGCCUGCAAAUCCCUUACAUUCCCGGUUUCCUGGCCUUCAGAGAGGCUCCUGUCCUGCUUGGGCUUUUGCAGAAAAUGAAAGCGAAUUCUCAUCCAUUUUACCCCGAGAUACUAUUGGUCGAUGGCAAUGGAUUGCUACAUCCCCAAGGUAAGUUUUAUUCCUUUUGACAGACCUAUGAUGUAGUCAUGGACCUUAACUAUUAUGCACUAAAGUAGUGCACGAAUCAUGAACUUUUUAAACAAUGAAGGCAAGUUUCCAUCCAAAGCUCUAUAUGACCCCUAUUAAUUGGAGGGUGGAGAUUUCAUACAGAAGGAGGAUGUAGUGACGUGUAGACCUGUUACACACUUCAUCAUAUAUGUAGAACCUUCCUAAUUAUCUGAGCAAGAAAGAGUAUUGGCUGUCUGGAUUGUAUAGAAAAUAGUAUUUUAAAUGCUCAAUAAGCUUGAAUCUUAUCAAUGACACCUGUUCAAGUGAGGGACUUAUUACAAUUUCCAGAGCCACAUUAUUUGUGACAAAUUAAGAAUUAAUAUGUAUAUUCAGCCUUAAGCUUCAUACGAGGUUGCAGUCUGGGGUUUCUCUGCCCCAUGUAUUAUUAAGCAUUAACAAUACAUCAAUGUCUGUACAGGAUUUGGUUUGGCGUGUCAUCUUGGAGUUUUAGCCGACCUACCUACUAUCGGGGUAGGAAAGAGUUUGCACCAUAUAGACGGUAUAACCAAAUCAAGAGUUAGAGAACUUGUUGAAUCUGCGGAGAACUCCACCAAUACUAUUUUGAGUUUAAAAGGGGACUCUGGAUUUGCUUGGGGAGCAGCAGUACGCUCUACUGACAGCUCCUCAAAGCCUAUAUUCAUUUCAGUUGGUCACCGCAUUUCACUUGACACUGCCAUUACACUCGUGAGGAUGACUUGCAAGUUCCGUAUCCCGGAGCCCAUCCGUCAGGCUGAUAUAAAAUCACGAAGCUACAUCUGGGAUCAUCCAGAAUUGCACCAGUAGCCGUUCAAGCAUAUAUGUGGUAGG